Molecule: messenger RNA, 1820 nt
Organism: Astyanax mexicanus (Mexican tetra)
Lineage: Eukaryota; Metazoa; Chordata; Actinopteri; Characiformes; Acestrorhamphidae
Gene: smyd2a
Product: SET and MYND domain containing 2a
Exons: 12
Coding region: 177-1478 (433 amino acids)
Cellular component (GO): nucleus
Molecular function (GO): protein binding
Source: RefSeq, a predicted model, not a curated record
GAAUUCUCCUCUGUAGAGGAUCUGUGGUAAUGCUGUAACUGCCUGUAGCCGUGUUUUAGCUUUGCCAUGUGGUGAGGGGGGUUUGUUGAGGUCAGGCCGCUGUGCUGGUUCUGUGUGUUCAGUAGAGCGGUGUUUGGUGUGUGAUCAGUGGGCUGUGAGCUGUGUGGAGGUUCAGGAUGAAGGCUGAGGGGAUUGAAGGCUGUGAGCGGUUCCUCAGCCCCGGGAAAGGCCGCGGGGUCAGAGCCACGAAGCACUUCAGAGUAGGGGAUCUGAUAUUCGCCUGUCCGGCUUACUGCUGCGUGCUGUCCACCAGCGAGCGGGGCAACCACUGCGACUUCUGCUUCACCAGAAGAGAAGCUCUGUCCAAGUGUGGAAAAUGUAAACAAGCCUAUUACUGCAACGUGGAGUGCCAGAAAGGAGAUUGGCCCAUGCACAAGCUGGAAUGCUCUUCAAUGUGUUCAUAUGGUGAGAACUGGUGUCCUUCAGAAACUGUACGUCUGGUUGCAAGAAUCAUUUUAAAACAGAAGUUCCAGUCGGAGGGGACGCAGUCAGAAAGGUUGUUGCUACUGAAAGAGUUUGAAGCACAUCUGGACAAGGUAGACAAUGAGAAGAAUGAGAUGAACCAAACCGAUAUUGCUGCACUUCAUCAUUUUUACUCUCGGACUCUGGAUUUCCCUGAUAACGCCACUCUAACAGAACUCUUUGCACAGGUGAACUGCAACGGUUUUACUAUUGAAGAUGAAGAGCUGUCUCAUUUGGGUUCUGCAGUUUUUCCUGAUGUUGCUUUAAUGAAUCACAGCUGUAGCCCGAAUGUGAUUGUGACCUAUAAGGGCACAGUAGCUGAGGUUCGAGCUGUUCAAGAAAUUAACCCUGGAGAGGAGAUUUUCAACAGUUACAUCGACCUCCUAUAUCCGACAGAGGACAGGAUGGAGAGACUGGAGAGUUCCUACUUUUUUACUUGUGAUUGCAAAGAAUGCACCACUGAAUCAAAGGAUAAAGCCAAAAUGGAGAUUCGCCGGAAGCUAAGUACUCCCCCAGAGCCCGAGGAAAUUCGAAAAAUGGUGCUGUAUGCCAAGAAUGUCAUUGAGGAGUUCAGGAAAGCUAAACAUUAUAAGACUCCCAGUGAACUGCUGGAGAUAUGCGAGUUGAGUAUGGAGAAGAUGGGUUCCAUCUUUGAGGACACCAAUGUGUACAUGCUGCACAUGAUGUACCAGGCUAUGGGUGUUUGUCUCUAUAUGCAGGACUGGGAUGGAGCUAUGAAGUAUGGCGAGAAAAUAGUGGAACCCUAUAGUGUACAUUACCCUCCCUAUUCUCUCAACGUGGCUUCUAUGUACCUAAAACUUGGAAGACUUUACUUAGGACUUGAGAAGAAAACUGACGGAGUAAAAGCUUUGAAGAAGGCUCUGUCGAUCAUGAACGUGGUGUUCGGUAAAGAUCACCAUUACAUCGCUGAGAUAAAGAAGGAGAUGGACGAAUAGGAAAUGUGAAAAAGAUGAAGAAGGAGGACCUGGAACUGCAACAAGGCUGCAUGACAUAGAUUCUCUAUACCUCUGCUUGGAUAUAAAAUGAUGUCAUUAUUUCUUUUGGUGGUAUUUAGAAGUUUAAGUUUUUAAGUGAUUCCCCGGAAUGCUGUAUACUGAGGUGCUUUUAUUGUUCGUCUUCAUUUGGGACAAUGAGCAAGGGCUAAUAUUUAAAAAGAAAACAAAGUUCAGCAAAGUACAACAUUUGUUUUUAUGAAUGACUUGUUUUUGCUUUUCACUGUGUAGUGACCAGCCAAGGUAAACAUGAAAAUAAAUCUACAAAGUAGCUCUUUCACAGAA